GGUGGCUCAGGCGGUUCGCAACACGCGAUUAACGUACAUCAGUGUGUUGGUAGAUUCGACGCGAACGCCACGCGUCGGAGUCCUAUCUCAGUACCUUACCGGUGCAGUGCGCGAACUUAACAACGACAAAACACGUCGGGUUAAAGACAAUACUGUUUGUGCCUUAGGAAGUUUACUGUGACAUUGCAUUGUUGACGAAAACACGAAGUUAUUUUUCUAAGGAACUAAAACAGUAGUCCGAAGAGCUCAAGUGACACAAUGGGGUAAGCCGUGCGAAGCGGCGGGUUGUUGGACUGAUUAUUUGGGACACAAGUGUUAGUAUAUAUAGAUAACACGAGAUUCUUUAGGGGUGUUAGAAACAAGUGUUAGAAACAAAUUGCCAAGAUGUAUUCUAUGAACUAUAUUGGGAAGUUCAUAGCGAACUUUAGGGAGUUUUACAACGAGAUUAACGGGGCGACGCUGACCGGUGCCAUAGACGUGGUGGUGGUUGAGCAGCCUGAUGGCAGCUUCACGUGCUCGCCCUUCCACGUGCGCUUCGGCAAGCUGGGGGUGCUGCGCUCUAGGUUCAAAGUGGUGGACUUGGAACUGAAUGGCGAAUCGCUGCCCAUACAUAUGAAAUUGGGCGAGUCCGGGGAAGCGUUCUUUGUCGAGGAGGUAGGCGAGGACGAGGCUGGCUGGUCCGCGCACCUCGCCACCUCGCCCAUCCCGGCCGCGCGCUUCGAGCAGCUGUACGAGCCCCGGCGCCGCAACUCGCUGUCUGCCGUCGAGCCCGACCAUGGACAGGCCUCCGAUUACACCAAGCGCAGGUACACCGCCGACGGCCAGUCGAUACAGAAACCAGACGUGAAUAAACUUAAGCAGGCGAAAAAAGAUGCCAAACCAACUAGCGAUCACGAUAACGAUGCGUUGUUCGAGAUGGAUGGAUUGGACGGCCUCGACGAGACGCCGACGAACUGGGCCGAUUCGCGGACACCUAAAACGUUUUCGGCGACACAGCUGGAGGCCGGGAGCGAGGCCAAGCAGACUGUGCAAAUGAUCAGCGCGCACAACGACUUCCGCCCCAUCGAGGCCGCCGCUAUCCUCGAUGAUGCUAAAGUCAACGGCAACGGAAAGAAGAAGAAGAAAACUAGGAAAGUUAGCUCAAAAAAGAAGCACCAACGGAAAUCGUCGACGAGCUCCAUCUCCAGCCAGUCGGACCGUGCCGGCUCCGAGCAGCGCCCCUCCCAGCCUACAGCCAUUCCUAAUGCUACUGAUAUCAACUUCUUCAGCGACGGCGAAAUGAAUGCCGCGACACUUAGCGAAGAGAUGUCGAACCUGAAGCUCACCGGCGACAACCGCAUCCCGAUGGCGCUCUCCGACACCGCGUUCGAGGUGCUCGCCGCCUCCAGAAACGCGGGAUCCCGCGGUGGCACGCCCGUACAAUCGGAUACGGAAGUCGAGCUGUCACGGACCGCGAAGGGCGACAAAUCAUCCCAGUCAUGGCGUUGGGGCGAGCUGCCCGAGCCUCCCGUCCGCACCGAGUGCGCCAGUUCACCCACAGAGCUGGGGUCCUCUGGGACCCCCGGGUCUCCGGCCUCGCCUGGGACGCCGGGUACUCCGGGCUCGCCGGCCGAACCCCUUAGCUCGGACGAAGAACGCGCGGGCCGGUCGGGGGUGUUUAGCGGCAUGUUCCGCUUCAUGUCGACGCGCGAGGCCACCGAGGCCGCAGAGGGCGUGUACCUGGACGACCUGGACCGGGGGCAGGUCGACCCGGACCUUUACUUCCCUAAGCACCACGUCGGACGGCAUCGGAGCGGUCUGCCGAACAUAUCUCACGAGAACACGGGGCCUACGGAAGAGGAGUACGAGUCCGGCAACGGACCCUCCCUACCGCAGUCUCCGGCCUCGCUCGAGCCGCCGCAGCUCGACUCGGACGAUGAUGAGAAACUACUCGCCAAAGGUCAAGUCGGCGUAUACGUGCGCGAGGAGCAAGUCUCCCGCGCGCUGCCCUACGAGGAGUUCUGCGCCGAGGGCGGCACGCUGGCGGCGCAGGGGCGGCUAGUGGUGCGGCUCGGCGACCGCUGGCUGCCGUGGCGCAGCGCCGGCCCGCUGCUGCUCUCGCUGCUGGCCUACAGGAGACCUCUGCCUAGCCGCGUGCUGGAGUCGUUAGAAAAGAGCAUAGAGAAGGAGGGAUCAGAGCCGCCGGCCGCGGACGCCAAGCCACGCGGCUACUCGUGGUGGAGCUGGCGCCGCUCCAACGCUGGACCUGAAGCCAAACGCACGGAACCAACUAAGAAUGAAUUCAAGAGUUCCAGUUACCCAGAAACAGAGUACCUUAGCAUGGAUUUGAAAAUGGAAACUGCCGAAGGAAUGGUCGCAGAGGAGGUUCUGGCCUACGAAGAGUUAGAAACAGGGGACGUCGGAGAGGUCAAUGAACCUGUCGACCUCAUAGACCCUACUCAAGACCAAGAUCCAAGGGACGAGGGGCCAACCAUGCUACCGGAAAGCAAACCUAUUGAUCAAGCGGAGCACCCGGAGCACGCGGAGCCCAGCUCGUCGGACUCGGAGCACGAGCAGGCGCAGCGGCCGUCGCGCAGGCACUCUACCUUCAGGAAAACGCUGCGGCUCUCUUCCGAUCAAAUCAAAAAGUUGAACCUUCGCGAGGGUAUGAACGAGAUGGUGUUCAGCGUGACCACGGCCUACCAGGGCACCACGCGCUGCAAGUGCAACGUGUUCCGUUGGCGUUACGAUGACAAGAUCGUUAUCUCCGAUAUCGACGGUACCAUCACCAAGUCCGACGUGCUGGGACACAUCUUCCCACUCGUGGGCAAGGACUGGGCUCAGUCGGGCGUGGCGCAGCUAUUCACCAAGAUCAAGAACAAUGGCUACCAGCUGCUGUAUCUGUCCGCGAGAGCCAUCGGACAAGCUAGGGUGACGCGCGAGUACCUGCGCUCGAUCCGCCAAGGCGAGACGUGUUUGCCGGACGGGCCGCUUCUGCUGAACCCCACGUCGCUGCUGCGCGCCUUUCACCGCGAGGUGAUCGAGAAGAAACCUGAGGAGUUCAAGAUCCAGUGCCUCGCCGACAUCAAGGCGCUCUUCCCGCAGGGAUCCAACCCCUUCUACGCCGGCUAUGGCAACAGGGUCAACGACGUAUGCGCGUACCAGGCCGUCGGCAUUCCCAUCGUGAGAAUAUUCACCAUCAACUACAAAGGAGAGCUCAAACACGAGCUGACGCAGACAUUCCAAUCGACGUACUCCCACAUGUCGGUGCUCGUGGACCAGGUGUUCCCGCCGGCGCUGUGCGAGCCGAGCGACGAGUUCUCGCAGACCGUGUUCUGGCGCGAGCCGCUCCCCGCGCUCGACGUGCCGCUGCCCAAGCCCGGCCCGGCGCCGCCCAAACCCGCGCUCAAAACUAACUAGUCGCGU
This is a messenger RNA of Cydia amplana, 3405 nucleotides long. RefSeq names its product phosphatidate phosphatase LPIN3 (gene Lpin). Lineage: Eukaryota; Metazoa; Arthropoda; Insecta; Lepidoptera; Tortricidae. The transcript has 17 exons. Gene Ontology annotation, molecular function: transcription coactivator activity; phosphatidate phosphatase activity. Gene Ontology annotation, biological process: cellular response to insulin stimulus; fatty acid catabolic process; triglyceride biosynthetic process. The record is from RefSeq and is a predicted model, not a curated record. Gene Ontology annotation, cellular component: nucleus. The coding region runs from base 385 to 3399 and encodes 1004 amino acids.